AUGGCUGAAGAGGAAGUUCCUGCGACGACCGAAAAAGUUCUGAAGAUACAGAGGGUGUUCAUAAACCAGCUGGACACCUAUAGCAGCGGAAACAUAGGAAAGUUCCUAGCUAACUGUGUCGCUGGGGCUUCACUGGAAGAGAUUGGAGAAGAGGAGGAGGAAGAGGAUGAGACAAAGUCAGCUGCAGCUCCAGAGGCCCCCACCACAAAAGUGAAGGAAGGCACCUUCCAGAUCGUGGGCACCUUGGCCAAGCCAGAGAGCGUCAAGCCGGACUUCGCUGUGGAGGCUUACAAGGGCAUCUCCCGGGAAGACCUGCUCUCCCAUCUCAUGGAGUGCGAUGCUGUCAUCUAUAACAUCACGGAGAAUGUGCAGCAAGUGGAGGAGGCCUUGUGGGCCGUCUCCGCAUUGAAUGAAGAAAUCAGCCAUUUUGAAAAGCGAAAGGUGUUCAUUUUGUUGUCGACAGUGAUGACAUGGGCGAGAUCCAAACCCCUGGACCCUGAUGACAACGAGGUUCCCUUCACAGAAGAGGAUUAUCGAAGAAGGAAACAUCACCCCAACUUCCUGGACCACAUCAACGCUGAAAAAUUAGUUCUCAAAUUUGGAAAAAAUGCCAAAAAGUUCGCAACUUAUGUAGUCGCCUCAGGACUUCAGUACGGAGCAGAAGGAGGCAUCUUACACAUGUUUUUUAAGAUGGCCUGGCUGGGCGAUGUCCCCGCACUACCGGUGUUUGGAGACGGGACCAAUUGCAUUCCGGCCAUUCAUGUUGUUGACCUCGCAGGAGUGAUCCAGAACAUCAUAGACCACGUGCCUAAGCUUCACUACCUGGUGGCUGUGGAUGAGGCUGUGCACACCUUGGAAGACCUGGUCAAGUGCAUCAGCAAAAACACCGGCCCUGGAAAAAUCCAGAAAGUUCCCAAAGAAAAUGCUUUCCUGACCAAGGACUUGACACAAGAGUACCUCGACCACCUGCUGGUCAACCUGAGGAUGGAAGCCCUGUUUGUGAAGGAGAACUUUAACAUCCGCUGGGUCGCCCAAACAGGCUUCGUGGAGAACAUCAACAGCAUCCUCAAAGAGUACAAGCAAAGCCGGGGAUUACUGCCAAUCAAGAUCUGCAUUCUUGGUCCUCCAGCCGUGGGAAAAUCCAGCAUCUCUGAAGAGCUGGCCAAGUACUACAAACUGCAUCACAUCAAGAUGAAGGAUGUGAUUGCUGAAGCCAUAGCCAAACUGCAGGUUCUUGCUGCUCCUAAAGAGAAGGAGGAGAGAGAAGGGGAGAGAGAGAAGAGAGACAGAGACAAAGAGGAGAGGGAAGAGGGGAGAGGAGGAGAAGAUGAGAGUUUGUUUCUUAAAUCAGGUCGGCUAGAAGACCAAUAUAUAAUUCGAUUUGUGAAAGAAAAGCUCAAAUCUAUGCCUUGUAGGAACCAAGGUUUCAUUUUGGAUGGCUUCCCAAAGACCUAUGAUCAAGCGAAAGACCUGUUCAACCAGUUUGUGUGUGGUCUGGACGCAUCUGAUGAGUUCCUGAAGGAGCGGGUGAUGAACCUCCCGGAGAGUGUCGUGGCAGGAACUCACUACAGCCAGGACCGAUUCCUCCGGGCUCUGAGCCACUACCGGGACAUCAAUACGGACGAUGAGACAGUCUUCAACUACUUUGACGAGCUUGAAAUUCACCCGAUACAUAUCGACGUAGGAAAACUUGAAGAUGCCCAGAAUAGACUUGCUAUCAAACAGCUCAUCAAAGAGAUCGGGAAGCCUCGGAAUUAUGGCUUAACAGACGAAGAAAAGGCAGAGGAGGAGAAGAAAGCAGCGGAGGAUCGCCUGGCCAAGGAGGCUGCUCAGACAGCAGAACGCGAACAAAAGGAGGCCAUGGAGAUGGCGGAGAAGAUAGCCCGCUGGGAGGAGUGGAAUAAACGGCUCGAGGAAGUAAAGCGAGAGGAGAGGGAGCUGCUGGAGGUGCAAUCCAUCCCCCUGAGAAACUACCUGAUGACGUACGUGAUGCCCACACUCAUGCAGGGCCUCAAUGAAUGCUGCAAGGUGAGACCCGAAGACCCCGUGGAUUUUCUGGCAGAGUACCUCUUCAAGAACAAUCCUGAAAUGCAGUAG
Molecule: messenger RNA, 2097 nt
Organism: Mus pahari (shrew mouse)
Lineage: Eukaryota; Metazoa; Chordata; Mammalia; Rodentia; Muridae
Gene: Ak7
Product: adenylate kinase 7
Exons: 18
Coding region: 1-2097 (698 amino acids)
Biological process (GO): nucleobase-containing compound metabolic process
Cellular component (GO): cytoplasm
Molecular function (GO): ATP binding; AMP kinase activity
Source: RefSeq, a predicted model, not a curated record